AUGGUGCGGCGAAAGACUAACACGGCUGCGGCUGACGCGGAGCCAUUACUUGAGAAGGGUUCGACUCGGAAGCGGUUCAGCAAUGCUGGCGACAUCGACCACGCGAGCAAGAAACAACGACCAGAACUCGAGGAGAGGACCGACUACUCGCGAUGGCGUAUGCGGGAUGACCAAGGCAGACACACAUGGCGUUACUUAGAAGAUGACGAGGAGGCAAAGAAUUGGCCCCAGACCACUGCCGACAAGUACUUCCUCGGCUUGCCCAUGGAUCUCCCCGACCUUCCGAAGCCUGAGAAGCCCCUCGACGCUGUCCGAAACGGCCUCGAUUUCUUCGAGAAACUCCAGCUCCCUGCCGGUCACUGGGGUUGCGAGUAUGGCGGUCCCAUGUUUCUCCUGCCCUGCAUCGUCAUCUCGUGGUACGUGACGAAGACGCCAAUUCCCUGGUACUACGCCACCGAAAUUAAAAACUACCUCUUUGCCCGCGCGCAUCCCGAUGAUGGCGGUUGGGGCCUGCACAUUGAGGGCGAGUCCUCUGUGUUCGGGACGUCACUCAACUACACCGUGCUGCGCCUGGUUGGGGUGGACGCGGACCACCCCAAAAUGGUGAAAGCCCGCGCUACACUACACACGCUCGGUGGCGCAACUCAUGCUCCGCAUUGGUCGAAGUGGUGGCUUGCUGUUAUGGGGAUUGCGCACUGGGACAUUGUCAAUCCCGUGCCGCCCGAGCUGUGGCUGCUACCCGACUGGGUUCCCUUUGCCCCGUGGAGGUGGUGGAUCCACAUUCGUCAGGUCUACUUGCCCAUGAGCUACUUGUGGUCAAGGAGAUGGCAGGCCGAAGAAACCGACCUGAUCCGCUCUCUCCGCAAGGAGCUCUUUGUAGAGGACUGGGACAAGAUCGACUGGGCAGCACACCGCAACACGAUCCACCCGAGAGACAACUACCACCCCAAAACCUGGCUGCUGAAUCUGCUCAACUGGAUUCUCGCCAAUGUCUGGACCCCCGUCUUGAGAUUGAAACCACUUGUCAAGAAGGCCGAAGACUGGGCCAUGAAGCUGAUCGAGAUGGAGAACGAGAACACGGACUGCUUGGACCUGGCCACCGUAUCUGGUCCCAUGAACCUUGUCGCCCUCUACGCGCGUGAUGGUCCGGAUAGCUAUGCUGUGAGGAGGCACAAGGAAAGAUCAGAUGAGUUCCUCUGGGUCAAGGACGAGGGUCUUCUUGCCAACGGCACCAACGGGGUGCAAUGCUGGGACACGGCAUUCGCCAUCCAGGCUGUCAUGGACGCUGGGCUGACGGAGGACCCGCGGUGGCGGCCCAUGCUACUCAAAGCGCUCAAGUUCCUCGACGACCAGCAAAUCCGUGAAAACGUUAAGGACCAAGACAAGUGCUACCGCCAGCAGCGCAAGGGCGGCUGGGCAUUCAGCAACAAAGACCAAGGCUACGCCGUGAGCGACUGUGUGUCGGAAGCCCUAAAAUCCGUCAUCAUCCUCCAAAAGACCCCCGGCUUCCCCACCCUCAUCGAUGACCAGCGCAUAUUCGACGCCAUCGACACCCUCCUAACCUACCAAAACCCCAACGGCAGCUGCUCCUCCUACGAACCGCCGCGCGCCGGGUCCUGGAUGGAGAUGCUCAACGCGGCUGAGGUGUUCGGGCGCAUCAUGGUCGAGUACGAGUACCCGGAGUGCACGACGGCGGUCGUCACCGCCCUAUCCCUGUUCCACAAGCACUGGCCGACGUACCGCGCGCGCGAGGUCGAGCGCUUCGUCGAGCGCGCCGUCGCCUGGAUCAAGACCAACCAGCGGCCCCACGGCGGCUGGUACGGCAGCUGGGGCAUCUGCUUCACCUAUGCCACCAUGUUCGCCCUCGAGAGCCUCGCCAGCACCGGCGAGACCUACGCCAACAGCGCCCAUGCCAAGCGCGGCUGCGACUUUCUCAUCUCCAAACAGCGCGAGGAUGGCGGUUGGUCCGAACACUACAAGGCCUGCGAAACAGGCGAAUACAUCGAGCACCCUUCCGGCUCGCAGGUCGUCAUGACCGCCUGGGCGCUGAUCGGGCUGAUGAAGGCCGAGUACCCGGACCGGGCGGCCAUCGCGAAGGGUGUCAAGCUGAUCAUGGGGCGGCAGCAGCCCAACGGCGAGUGGCUGCAGGAGGCCAUCGAAGGCGUCUUCAACAAGAGCUGCAUGAUCUCGUACCCCAACUACAAGUUCACCUUCCCCAUGAAGGCGCUGGGCAUGUUCGCGCGCAAGUAUCCGGAGGAAGCGGUUGUGUAG
Messenger RNA from Chaetomium globosum CBS 148.51, 2271 nucleotides. RefSeq lists its product as uncharacterized. Gene Ontology annotation, molecular function: lanosterol synthase activity. The transcript has 3 exons. NCBI's taxonomy places the organism in Eukaryota, Fungi, Ascomycota, Sordariomycetes, Sordariales, Chaetomiaceae. Bases 1 to 2271 code for a protein of 756 amino acids. The record is from RefSeq and is a predicted model, not a curated record. Gene Ontology annotation, biological process: ergosterol biosynthetic process; triterpenoid biosynthetic process. Gene Ontology annotation, cellular component: lipid droplet.